GUCACGUCAUGAACAGAAACAAUUUUGCAAUAAGCGAGUGAUAAAAAUUGUGUUAAAGAAAUUUCACGGACUUUGUAAUAUAUAAAUUACCUAAGAUGUGCUAACUAUGAACUGAAAUGAGUCUCUUUGGGAGUACGAAGUGAAUGUGGUGCUGAAUUAUCUUUAAAUAUGGAACUGUCCGGCUCGGGGAAAUCCCCAAACGCCUCGUUGUCCUUUAGAUACAAUGCUAACAAUGAGGAACUGGAAGAGUUGUAUCACAUGUGUGAUGAUGAUCCCCCUACACCCCAAAAUGACCCUCCUCAGAACGAAACCGCGAGUCCGAAAAAAGCGGAUAAAAGCUCAUCUAUACUAGACAAAUAUUUCAAAUCAAUGAGAACAGAAAAACCGCCAGAUAAAGAAAAUGAUGAUCCAAAAUCUGAGCCCAAACCUGUGGAGGACAGUAAACCAGCUGCUCCACCCAAGGAAGUAACAUCAUCUCCCAUGAAAGAGUAUUUAAACCGAUUAGGAAAGCGGACUACUACUUCGGAAGGCUCCAUAGAUGCUAAGGAAAGCUCCAAUGAAACUUGGAAGAUCUUCCAUGACUUUAAGUUCAAAAUAGCACAAGCUGUUGAGGAUAUUAAAACUCGUUCUGUAGAAGAGACAAAAGAAAAAUCUGUGCCAAGAGAGAAUUCUACAUCAGAUUCAGAAGAAAACUCUGCCAUCAAAGACUCCGAUCAACAAAGUGUUGGAGAUACUGACAACCAGGUAUCAUCUCUUCACAGUAGUAUUCAGAAUCUUUCUGAAAUCACGCAGCCGGUCACGGCCAAGCCUACCGACCGCGAGUCGAGUCUUCCUUUAGAAAAAAAUAAUUCGGAAUCCAGUGAUGAUACUCAUAAGAAUUUAGCCAGUGAAUCAGAAAACGGUACGGGAGAUUUACUAGACGACAGUAGUAUGUUAGAAGUUGAGUCUGGCGUUGAAGCCCUGGAGGACACCAAUAUCGACGCGCUUGGAGACAUCAAUCUGUACAAAGACUCUGAGGACAAGAACCCUCCCGUCCUGAACAUCCUCCCCUGCACUGUACAGAGGCCUAUCACACCCACAAAUUUCGGAUCCCCACCAAGCAAAAAUAAUAUACCAACAGAAACUCAUAGGCACUACUUCUUCAAUUUCACAAUGUAUAUUCUUACUUUUUUAUUAAUUGUUAACUACCUCCUGUUCCCCGACUCCCACGCCUGGAAUGGAUUCCUACUCGGCGUAUGGACGUUUACAUUUGGAAGCAAUUUGAAGCAAUGGUUUCUAGCCACUUACUUUAGCACAGACAAGGAGCCUAGAACCAGUUUUUUUCAGUUUAAGCGCAGCAGUGCUGUACCGUACGCGUACAGUAUUCCUAAUGUUAAGGAGCAUAGACCAAUAAAGAAACAUGAGGGAUGGAUAAACCAUUAUAGGUUUCAUGAAUAUGAUGCAUACACGUAUCACAUCAACAAAACAACAACCGCAUUUAUGAAAUUAGAAGGCUGCAAUUUAAGGAUAUCUUACACAAAGACAAAAAUAGCGAAGAGAGCGCUGUGGGAUGAAAAAAUAGACAAAGUUAUUUUCUACCAGCAUAGAUUGUACAAUUUAACAGGAGCCAAAGUAUGCCUGCUGCCAAAUGGACUUGUCAGUAAAAGACAAUGGAGCAAAAAAUAUCCCAUAUGUAUAACAUUAAAUGAAAAUGAAACAAUACAAGUACUUGAGAAAGAAAAUCUACCUGACAAAAAACCUGGCGAAGCGUCAGAGAGUAAGAAGAAAGAACAAGAGUCAGAGGCCACGGAAACUAACACCAGCCCGGAAAAGAAGAAGAGAUUUGUAUGGAGAAAGAAAGAAAAAAGCCUUUCACAAGAUGCAGAAACGCCUGGGAGGGAAGGUCUGCGACAUCGGCUCGUCAGAAAAAUGCAUAGAGAUAAAAAACCGGAUAACGUGUCCACCGCCACAGAGCCAGACAGCCAAACAGAGAAGACUCUACAAGAAGAAUUGACCGCGGAGGAGCUGACUAGUGCGCCCGCCAACGGCAAAGAUGACGUCCUCGACGAUGAUCUGGACGAGACAGAGAUUUCCAGGCUGAAGGAGUUUUUAGACGAAACUGAGCCGGAGACUGUAGAGGGCGCGGCGGAGGGGGAGUGGAGCUUGCACGUGAAGCACUCCAAAGACAAGCACUCGCGGCUGUUCCUGUUCGCGAGGACGGGCCGCGACAAACUCGAGUGGUUCCGACGGAUACACCAAGCUAUAGCGGAGGCGAGUCCGUCACUCGAGUCUUCCGUCGCUGAAGAUAAGAGUUCGAGCGAUCUCGCGCCCGACACUAAGGAGGGCAUAGAGAUGGCCGUUUACAAAGUUUCUGAAAAGGACGCCGUCUCCUUCCCAAAGCCCAGUGUCAAAGCUACUCCAGUGCCGUCGGAGAUUCCUUCUACCGUUACGGAUUGGAGCUCGUAUGAGAAAACAUUCUGGCCCUAUCUUAUAAAAAUCAUGCAGACGCACGAAGAAACCAGAAGGCAGAAGGUCGACACCGGAGUCACGUGCGACCUCGAUCCCACGCCGGUAGAGGCUAAAAGCAAAACCAAGAAGAAACGAAAAUCCGAUCCUAAAUCAGCUCCGUCCGCGUGCGACUGCCGCGUGCUGCCCGCCGAGGUCUCGUGGGUGAACACGGUGCUCGCCCGAGUCAUGUAUGACGUCAUGAGGGACCCGCACAUCAUGAUGCGAGUACAGAAUAGGAUACAGAGGAAACUUAAUACGCUCAAGCUACCUUCGUUCAUGUCCCCGCUGGUUGUGACAGAGCUGUCGCUAGCUGGCGCGUGUCCGCUGGUGGAGCGCGUGGGUGGCGCGACGUGGGACGAGCGCGGCGUGUGGCUGGACGCCGACCUGCGCUACGACGGCGGCGCCACCAUCACCAUCCUCACCAACAUCAACCUGAUGAAGCUCAAGGAGAAGAACCUAACGUUGGAAGAAAAGCUCAUGCUGACAGAUGAACACGUAGUGGAGAACGAUCUCAUAAUUACGGGGACCGGAAUGUUCUCCGAAAAGCAGCUACGGAAACGCAAGCCCGCCAUAUUCGACAGCGAGGUGGAGGACUCGGCGGAGUCUUCGAGUGACGACGAGAGCCCGCCCGUGCAGCCCGUCGACAGCAACGAGGCCAUACAAACGCAGGAGCUUCCAUCGGCGACGCCGGAGAGCGGUUCAUCCAAAAAGAAGUUCCUGAGAAUUGUUGAUAAGAUUUCUACGAAUAAAUACUUUCAGCAGGUAACCGACUUCAAAUACGUGAAACGAGCUAUGGAGGGCCUGUCGAACACGGACAUCAAGCUACAAGUGGAGAUCCAAGGGUUAGAGGGGCGUCUGGCUCUUAACCUGCCGCCGCCGCCUCACGACAGAUUAUGGCUUGGUUUCCGCACGAACCCGCAGCUGGUGCUGAAGGCGCGGCCGGCGGUGGGCGCGCGCACGCUCCGCUUCGCGCACAUCUCCAACUGGAUCGAGCACAAGCUCAGCAAGGAGUUCGAGAAGGUGCUGGUGCUGCCCAACAUGGAGGACAUCGCCGUCGACGUCAUGACGCCCACGCCCGUCUUCGCUGAAACCACUUAGAAACAGUGCGUAUAAAGCUACUUAGUACUAUGUGCAAUAUGAAAGACAUCAUGGUUGCCAGCUGCACCGUUUUUAAGGCGACAUAAUAUUACAUAGCACAAGACACUGCUGGCGUGUCUAAGUUGUAUCAUGACCUAUUUGAUCGAGUACAAGCUUAGCAAGGAGUUCGAGAAGGUGCUAGUGCUACCCAAUAUGGAGGACAUCGCGGUCGACGUCAUGACGCACACGCCCGUCUUCGCUGAAACCACUUAGAAACAGUGCGUAUAAAGCUACCUAGUAUUAUGUGCAAUAUGAAAGACAUCGUGGUUGCCAGCUGCACCGUUUUUAAGGCGACAUAAUAUUACAUAGCAGAAGACACUGCUGGCGUGUCUAAGUUGUAUCAUGAGUCAUGACCUAUUUGAUCGAGUACAAGCUCAGCAAGGAGUUCGAGAAGGUGCUGGUGCUGCGAAACAUGGACGACAUCGCCGUCGACGUCAUGACGCCCACUCCCGUAUUCGCUGAUUCCACUUAGAAACAGUGGUGCGUAUAAAACGAGUACCUCAAGACGAAACAGGACACUGAGUUUUAAAUAUUUUAGGUAAAUAUACCCGUCUCGCUAACGGAACCGGCUCCUAAAACUAGUACGAUAAGGACAAGGCGAAAAAUCCUGCGUAAAAAUCUCAAAAAUCGAGGUUUCGUACUCGACUGUUUCCUCCUCCAAAACUUAACCAAUCGUAACCAAAUUUGGAAAUCUCAUGAUUAUGAAAUUAUCUGUGUCGGACAGUUUUGCUUUUUUGGCUAAUUGAUAUCAGUUUUGAAUACUAGUCUCUCAUUGCGGCAUAGUCAAUGAGGCCAUUUUGGCCAUUUUUGAAGGGAACUAGCGCCUUAAAAAACAAAAAUAUCAAAAAAAGCAAAACGGUCCGACACAAAUAUUGACAAUAUUAAUCUGUGUUGAAAAGAUCAUUGCUCUAGCAUCAACUGCAUACUCCGGUGUUCUGGGUAACUUACCAUCUUACCAUCAGGCGAUUCGUCUGCUCGUUUCCUUUAUCAUAAAAAAAUACAUAGUAAAGGAACUGCUGUCGUAUUUAAGUUGUAUCAUCUGAAGUAUAUAGAAUAUCUCGGUAGUCACACCCAAGAUGGUGCACUUCUAAGUGUUCGUUACACCAAACUAUUGAAACAUUCACUAUUGACAAGUUCCAUAGUUCACUGCCGAUUGACGUUGAUCAGUCCACUUUGUGGUUGGUGCAACUGGCCCUGGUUAGCUCAAAUCAUGGCACAUAUUAAAAUGCAUAAUAGCUUCUAAUUGUACGAUAAGUAUAAGGAACAUAGUACUUCAAUCGAGCCAGCCUCGAAUCGGCACUGUACUGGUGCAUUUCUAAUAAUCAUUUACUUGUAAUUAAUGUUACUUGAACACUUUGUCUCAUGUGUCCGACGACGGCAGUUAAAAGGUUAACAGCGAAGUAUGAAAAAAUGUUAGUGCCAAAAGCGCAUUUAGAAUAGAAUGAAUAAGGAAGGGUGCAAUGCCAAGACACGAUAUUUUUUACUUAUAUUUAUACCAUUAGAAUUAUAAAGGUCUUAAUUGGCGUUUAUAUUGCGAACGAUGCAAUUGAAUUGUACCGUUCUGAUGCCAUUAUUUUGCCAUAGCUUGGCACUGACUGAUAAUUUCUAUUUCUACCAUUACAGCGUUUAUAUAUUAAAAUCUUUCAUACCAUGCGUUUUGCAAUAUUCUUAAUAUAAAAUAUGUAGUUGAAAUUUGAACUUUUUCGUCUAUGGCAUUGCUGUGGGUUUUGUAGUCGGCUGCUCAGUACUCAGGUUUACGUAUUUGGUUGAGAUUACGGCGUAGAAAAUAAUAGCUGGGGCCUUUAGCUAAAUUUAACUUUCUUCCUCUAAACUAAAAUAAUGAAAAUAUUUGAUAAAUGAUACCAAAUGGACGAAAUUUGGAGUAUUUCCUAUAAAUGUUAUUGUUAUCAAAGCUAUAAUUUUUUAGUUGUGCAUUUUAUAUGCAUUCUGUCACCUUCGGAACAGAUACUUGUACGUAUGAAAUGCUGAUCAGGAUUAUGAUACAUUUUCGUUAUAAUUCUGUCCUGAGUCGAGAAGACGAGAAUUACAUACCGCAUAUUAAUGAGGUCCAGCUAAUUAGAAGAUCUUAGAGCAUAUUGUACUGGUUAUACUAAUUUAGCACAAGCGUAGUUAUGUUGACACAUAAAUGAGCCUAAUUAAAUGAUUUAUUUCGUCCAUUUAGAUUUUUAUACGUUUUCUAUAAUGAAUGAAUAAAUAAAUCAACAUAAACUCUUGACGAUAAACGACCAUUCAGGAUGCCUUUUGUUAAAAAGCAUUUUUUAAAUAUCCGCUUGUAAAAGGGAACUCUUAGUAUGCAGGCAUUCACGUAAUAAAAUUUGCGUACAUAAGCGCUUGCUAUACCUACAUCAUUUUUCUUUGAGAACGAUUCAUUUCUGUCAAUAUGUCUAAAACUAAUCAAUGUAAAUAAUUAGAUAAUCCGGGGGAAGUGCAUUUAUACCCUGAUCCUAGUUUGAUAAGUCAGAAUCUUUUCCAGGGUAUUUAUUUUCCUAUGACUGGAGAUCGAAUGAUAUUUAUUUGGACUGGAUGGGAGUAACCGUCAUCGAGCUUCCUCGGUACUAAUUAUUAUUCUGACAAUAAUCCGUUAUUUCCACUCGAAAUUAUAUAAAUGUUCUUACCUGUAUGAUAAAUCAAGAAUUCCUCUAUUUUUACCGGUAUUUGAUAGUGGAUCCUCAUAUUUUUGUAGUCAAUAGGUACUAUGAUAAAAACUAUCGCGUUGCAUGCAUUUCACACGUUUAGUCGAAAGCAUUUAUUAGUUUGCUUUUCUUAAGAAGUGCUAAGAUUUAAAAAAAGGUUAAUUAAUAAAAGCAAUUACCUAGUCACUUCACGUUUAAAAAAAUACGGACGUCGAAUAUUUCAACCUAACAUUGUAUCGCUUAACUUCAAACUCGGGUAAAUCCAUUCGACCCUAUUAGCAAAUAUCUACCCUAUUACCUUUUCUUAAUGCCAAUAUCGCAUAAUCUGACAGAUGGAUUUACCCGAGUUUGAAGUUAAGCGACUCAAUUUAAGUACCUAUAUUGACAUCUUGUACGGUAUGUCAUAAUUUCAAGUGACUUCCGCAGCAAGCUCGGCCGAAUCGCACCUUCCCAUACAAACGGAGUAUCGUUUUUAUUUAAAAACCGGGCAAGUGCGAGUCGGACUCGCGCACGAAGGGUUCCGUACCAUAAAGCAAAAAAAAAAUGCAAAAAGAAAACGGUCACCCAUCCAAGUACUGACCACGCCCGACGUUGCUUAACUUUGGUCAAAAAUCACGUUUGCUGUAUGGGAGCCCCACUUAAAUCUUUAUUUUAUUCUGUUUUUAGUAUUUGUUGUUAUAGCGGCAACAUAAAUACAUCAUCUGUGAAAAUUUCAACUGUCUAGCUAUCACGGUUCGUGAGAUACAGCCUGGUGACAGACAGACGGACAGACGGACGGACGGACGGACAGCGAAGUCUUAGUAAUAGGGUCCCGUUUUACCCUUUGGGUACGGAACCCUAAAAACUACGGUUUGGGUUGUAAUGAAACUUUGCACAUACAUACAAUAACAUUAGGUUUAUCUAACCCUGUAAUUAGUUUAUAUAAGGUUACAAAACCGAGAUAGAGCAAAAACAAAUUUAGUGAAAACCUUAAAUUCCCUGUAUUUUUUUCACUAUGGUAUGUGAAGCUACAUAAAUAAAGUACAUGCACAGAUAUAGGUACCAUAUCCUAUUGUAAGUACAAAGUUUCAGAAGAAUCUCGCUAGUCGUUUUAAAAUGAGAGCGUAACUACCGAGUACAGAGUUUGCUGCGGACUCUUUAAGUUUAAAUGAAAGGUUGAUGCAAGUAAAAAGUAAGACAUAAUAGUUUGAAGGCCUGUCCAGACGGUAACAAUGUUUCGCCGAUCUGAUUAAAUUGUCCAAUCAAAUCAGGUCGUGCGGACGCAAACGCCCAUUUGGCCUGAUUUGAUCGGACAAUUUAAUCAGAUUGGCAAAAAAUUGUCCCCGUCUGGACAGUCUGGAGAGGUCUUGAGACUUAACAAUGAAAUAACUAACAGUGACCAAUGGUUGAUUACAUUUGCAUCACAUGGAUAUAUCGCACAACGCAUUGGCUAAUCAGAAAGCACCCCACGACGUUUUUAUUAAAAAUAUUAUGUUUAUGUUAGCAUCAGUAUUUCAUAUCUAGGCCGUAUUAUAUAGAAAAUAGGUAGGUGUGGUACUAUUUUUUUAUUGUUAUGGUUUUAGUAAUCAGACAAAUUAUAAAAUAAGAUACAUCAUUUACAUUAUUAGGCCUUAAAAUAAGGUUUUUUUUUACAUUUUAAUCGCAUCCUUAUUGCCACAAAAGGUAGAGACAUGCGUCAUGCUAAAAUGAUGCAUUUGGUGUUGCUUUCUAUUUACUAAAAUAAAACAUUAAUUUGUCUGAUGAAAUGUAGUUUGAAAAAUACCCGAUAUAGGGUUUAUUAUAUAUGUACGAGUAGAAUAUGCGGAAUAAAUGGGAAGGUUGAGAUUAUAAAAGUAACCAUAAAAGGCUGAAGGUAACUUGCUCACGAAAGCAAUUUUUCCGUGAAUAUGUUAGGAUUAGCCUCUUCAAGUGAGUGCUAAGGUGUUUUGAGCGAAUUUAUGGUCGGUUUAUUUAGGUAUAAAUAAAAUAAAUACAAGCCCAUGCGCCUUACUCGACUAAUUAGUAAGGGUAUCAUAUCUCUUGCCAUCAAAAGUAUCAAAACCAUAAACACUUCGUUUUAAUGGCCGUAAGAAUGUUAUAGCCAGACGAUGGGGGAAGACGGUAUUGGGCUUGUGUUUAAAAUGUUUCUAAAUUAAUGUAUGAUGCUUAAUUAUAUUCCAAGCUUCAGAUAGCCGCUCCCUGGCCACUUGUAGGGCGACAUUUAAGUAAAUAUUUAUUCACUUUUAUAAAUAAUUCUUGUGAAAACGACAUUGUAUCGUUAAAUGGGGUCUACCCAAGUUCUUAUGAAUUUUUCGAUAAAAUAUUUAAUGUUUCACGUUUUUACAUAAAUAAGUACCUACUAGCUUAUAUUCUACGUAAGCCAACAUCUACGUACUAAUUUUAAAAGGCACUACGUUCUACAUAUCACACUUUUGUAAGUCAUGUACCUGUUUCAAAAGCAUACCGCUACAUCUACAUGACCAUGGUAUAUUUAUUUUACAUAGUAAUGUACUCCGAACCAGUUUUUAAUUUUAUUUGUAAAUAUAUAACUAUUAGUAUCGAAUUUACGUUUGUUGGGCACUUUUUGAAUAUCGUCUAUUGUAAUUAGUUACUGUUUAUUUCAUAUGUCGAUGCGGCCAAAUCCGUAUACGAGCAAUUUUUUUAUUUCUUUUGCCGUAAGCGCGCAAUCGUUACUUUAUCGAUGUAGGUAACAAUAGUGUCAGUAAACUUUGUGAAAACUCGGUCGUGUACGGAAUUCCCCGCAGACGGAUUUAGCCGCAUUAAUGUUACUCGAAGAAAAUGUUUUCGUUUUUCUGUUUGUUUAUCUGUGAUCACAUAGUGAUUUCUAUUUUCGCAGUGUUUGUAUACCAAAAAAAAAGAGUAAUUUUCCAUGUAUAUAGUCUAUGAAAUUAUUAAAGUGUUUAUGUGAUAUAUAGUUAAGAGUUAAACCGUGCCGAGUAGUUUUUCUAUGUGGUAUCAGUUGUGAUUUUUCAAUAAAAGAUUUAAAACAUGAA
Cydia fagiglandana is the source of this 9271-nucleotide messenger RNA. RefSeq names its product testis-expressed protein 2. The transcript is spliced from 21 exons. Gene Ontology annotation, cellular component: endoplasmic reticulum. The record is from RefSeq and is a predicted model, not a curated record. Gene Ontology annotation, molecular function: lipid binding. Lineage: Eukaryota; Metazoa; Arthropoda; Insecta; Lepidoptera; Tortricidae. Bases 169 to 3585 code for a protein of 1138 amino acids.